Molecule: messenger RNA, 1173 nt
Organism: Alternaria burnsii
Lineage: Eukaryota; Fungi; Ascomycota; Dothideomycetes; Pleosporales; Pleosporaceae
Exons: 5
Coding region: 1-1173 (390 amino acids)
Source: RefSeq, a predicted model, not a curated record
AUGGCAACAUGGGAGGAAAUGUAUACGCAGAUGUUGCUGGACGCCCCAGAUCCAGAUGAGCCGCUGCCUUUAGCAAAUCGCAAGGCGACUAUGUUCGGUACUACGCUCACCUUCUUGAUCGUGGCAUGGUGUGCAGUCAUUUUUCGUCUCUGGGUCCGCAUCAAGAUCGUGAAGGAAGUGGGUUGGGAUGAUGGCUUCGUGUUACUUGCUCAGUCCCUGAACACUGCAGCGACUGUUGUCAUGUGUCUUUCGGUCAAUACUGGACUCGGUCACCAUAUGUUGUACAUUGGCUACAACCGUCUAGUAGAAUACUUGAAGCUGUACUACAUCGAACUAGCCAUAUACAUCACCAACUGCGCAGUGAUCAAGAUUGCUCUUCUCCUUCAAUACCUCCGCAUCUUCAAGUCGGGGCCUAUGCGAUGGGUUUGCAUUGGCCUCCUUGUCGCUGUGAUUCUCUGGGGUAUUGGCUUUUCUUUCGCUGGCUGGUUCCCCUGCUUCCCAGUCCGCGGCUACUGGAAUCGCAUCAUCGAGGCAAAGUGCUAUGGCUUUGGGCUUGGAGAUUUGGAUAGCUUUAUCGCUAUCUACAAAGCGCAUUCGGCCACCAACAUGAUGUUCGACAUCUUUAUCUUCCUUGCGCCUAUGGUGUUAUUCCGAACGCCAAAUUUGCGCUACAAGAAUGUGUUGGCAAUGGCUGGCGUGUUCACCUUUGGUGCUGUCGUUGUCGGAACAUCAGUAUGGCGACUCCAUGGCAUCGUCGAAACCAAAGGUGCAACCUCCCCCUACGUCGACUACACCUGGUGGUCACCCACUCUCAUCAUACUCUCAUGUCUCGAGAUUGAUCUCGCCAUCAUCUGCGCCUCAAUGCCCAUCUUCUGGCCCAUCAUUGAGAAGUCAUUCAGCGCCAUUUUCGUUAGCUACGAGGUCCAGGUCGUGGAGGAGCGCGUCGAUGAUUACGGUCUCACAUACGAGCUCGAGCACAUGAAGGGAGAGGACAGACCAUGCAGUAUCAAGAGUAAUGGGACGAGCACACAAGAGCUGACGAACGAGGACGAGGAGGCACAUCCGAGGGCACAAGUAUUCACUGUGGGCUUCGAUCCGCUGAACGAGGAGCAAAAGGCUGGCGGGCUGAGUACGAAUGUCCACUCGAAAGCACAGCCAAAAUGGCAGCUCUAA